AUGAGGACCAUCUUCACCGGCGCCGCGCGCGCGGCGCUCGUCCUCGCGACGUGCCGCGCGUUUUACUUACCUGGCGUGGCCCCCAGAACGUUUAGAUAUGGCGACAAAGUAGAACUCAAGGUGAACAAGCUCACGAGUGUCCAUACGCAGAUCCCCUACGACUACUACUCCCUCAAGUUCUGUCGACCGCGGGGCGGGAUUAAGCAAGCGACGGAGAACCUGGGCGAGUUCCUGAGCGGCGACCUCAUCGAGAACUCGCCCUACCACUUGUUUAUGGAGCAGGACCAGUUCUGCAAGGUGCUCUGUCAGGUGGACCUGACGAAGUCGGACGUCGCCGCGUUAAAGACGAUCAUUCGCGAGGAGUAUCACCACAACUGGAUUAUUGAUAAUCUCCCGGCGGCGUCGAUUGUGGACUCGGAGCAGUACAUCAUCACGGCCUACGCGGGCGGCUUUCCGGUCGGGUAUCAAGAUCAUAAGGCGUCUUACCUGUUCAACCACGUGAACAUCAUCGUGGAGUACCACCCUUUAGAUGAUGGUUCUCGCGUAGUAGGCUUCUACGUCGAGCCCUUCACGGUGAAGCACAAGUUCGCCAACGACGCGAAGUGGGACGGGUCUGGUGAGGCUCCUCCACUCUCAACCUGUGACAAGAGCGGCCCGAUGGUCUACGAAGCGAUUGCCGCCAAACAAGAUGUGCAAACCGGUCCCGUCAUCUUCACGUACGACGUGCUGUGGCGCGCGUCGAACGUCAAGUGGGCGUCGCGGUGGGACAUCUACCUGUCGAUGGACAACGCGGUCCCGGAUAAAGUGCACUGGUUCUCGAUAGUAAAUUCUCUACUCAUAGUGUUAUUUUUGACGGUCAUGGUGGCCAUGAUCAUGGUGCGCAAUUUACACAGGGACAUCGUCCGGUAUAAUCGCGUGUUGAGUGAUGAAGAGAAGGCCGAGGAUCGCGAGGAGUCGGGCUGGAAGCUCGUGCACGCCGACGUUUUCAGACCGCCCGACAAGCUGCCCAUGUUGUUCUGCGUCUGCGUCGGUACGGGGGUUCAAGUACUCUUAUGUGCUGCUAUCGCACUCAUCUUCGCGGCGGCGGGCUUCCUCUCACCAGCUAAUAGAGGUAGUCUGGCGACCGCAGUACUCGUCCUCUUCGUGAUGAUGGGCAUCUUCGCCGGGUAUGCCUCCGCCACUCUAUACAAAACAUUUAAAGGUAGGCUCUGGCAGAAGUGCACGCUGUGCACGGCGUUCGCGUUCCCGGGCAUUUGUUUUGGCACGUUCCUGACCUUCGACUCGUUACUGUACUACUACGGCUCGACGGGGGCCGUGCCCGUCGCUUCAUUGGUAUCACUCUUGGCAUUAUGGUUCGGAGUCUCAGUACCUUUAGUAUUUGUCGGAGCCUACCUCGGAUACAAGCGCGAGCCGCUGGCCUACCCCACAAUCACCAGCAACAUCCCGCGGGAAGUGCCGACGCCCCAGCCCUGGUACCUGUCCGUGUGGUUCACGACCACCGUAGGGGGUAUCCUACCCUUUGGGGCGUGCUUCGUGGAGUUGUUCUUUAUUCUCUCGAGCAUGUGGAUGGACCAGUACUACUACGUGUUUGGCUUCACGGGGUUGGUCUUCAUCAUCCUCGUAGCGACGUGCUGCGAGAUCACGAUCGUGCUGUGCUACUUCCAGCUGUGCUCGGAGAACCACCGCUGGUGGUGGCGGUCGUUCUUGACCUCUGGGAGCACGGCCUUCUACGUGUUUGCGUAUAGCGUCGACUACUUCCGGAGGCUCGGCGCCGACGAGUGGUUCACGUACGUGCUCUACUUCGGCUACAUGGGCCUGAUAUGCGUGGGGCUGUUCCUGUUGACGGGCACGUGCGGCUUCCUGGCCUGCCUCUGGUUCACGAAGAAGAUCUACGCGAGCAUCAAGGUCGACUAGGCGGUGUCGGCCUUAUCCCUCUCCCCCCGUUUAAACAUCGGUUUGAUUAUAUCUGUUCUCUCCAGGGGAAAACCCGUUUUGGCACUCGAGUCGAGUGUGCGGCUGCGUAGUCCGCACGCGCAUUCGUGGCCUUUCGCGUGUCUGAAUUAAGGCGAAGUGAGCCUGCGAGCGCUCGUGCACGAUAAGCCUCGAGAGAGCUAGGCCUCUAGCGGCGCGAAGCCAGUAGACGGCCCCGCGCUGACUAGUACUCUGCAGGAACCGCUCAAAAAGUCAGUCAAGGAGUUGGACACGCUGCUGGGGUCCGGCUGGCAGGAAAAGUGUGGUCUCGUCAAGGAGGUUUCGAGCAAAGGUGAGACGGAGUGGGUCCUCGAAAAGCACGCGGCCGAGUUUAAAGAUAAGGGCGCCGACUUUAUCAAGACGACGUACGGUGUGAAAGAAGACGAUCCGGUGCGAACAACUGCGAAGAAGGACGCGGUCGCGAACGCCGAGAGGGAACUUGAGGCCAUAGAAGCUGACGUUCGAGCCGACACGACAAACUUUGAGUCGACGUAUAACAAUUUAGGCGGCACGUCGCGGGCCGACUUGCAACAGCCCGACCCGUCGCCCAAGGUCAAGCAACAGCCGGACAGCCUGCAUGGCAACCGCGCGGCUACCACGACGCAGCCCAGCUCUCAAGAACAAAGCGCCGACGUGAAGGAGGCGUUGAUGAACGCGCAGGAGCUACUAGCAAAGGCCAACGGCGGCAAUAGCGGCACGUGUAGCGGCUCGUGCAACUGCGUCAUAGCCUGA
This is a messenger RNA of Pelagomonas calceolata, 2703 nucleotides long. NCBI's taxonomy places the organism in Eukaryota, Pelagophyceae, Pelagomonadales, Pelagomonadaceae. The record is from the annotation of a GenBank genome assembly.